AUGGCAACGCCUCUCGCCACCAAAGACGUUGCCGCAACGGCCGUCUCGCCCUCGCCGCCCUCGCCGAUCGACGACGACGAGCAGCAGUGGGGGGAAAAGCGGAAGCCGCUGCGUCGCCGCGUCCGCGAACUGCUGUGGGACAGCUUCGACCGCAGCCCCGCGGAGCGCCGGUUCAUCGCCAAGAUCGACUUUUUCAUCCUGACCUGGGCGGGUUUUUCGUAUUUCUCGAAGAACUUGAACUCGAAUAAUCUAUCAAACGCCUAUGUCUCGGGCAUGAAGGAGGAACUGAACGUCGUGGGGAACCAGUACCAGACCUUCACCACCAUGUGGACGAUCGGCUACGUCAUCUCCCAAAUCCCAUCGCAGCUGGUCUGCACGCGAGUCCGUCUGUCCCUCUGGUGCCCUAGCUGGGAGCUCUUCUGGGUCAUCGUGACGUUCGCCAGCUCGGCCGUGAAGACGCCGUACCAGCUGUACGCCUGCCGGUUCCUGCAAGCGGCGCUGUACACGGGGAUGAACGGCGUGCACGGGCUCGCGGGGUGGCGUUGGCUGUUUGUCUUUGACGGCGUCAUCACUCUGCCCAUGGCGGUGUGGGGUUACUACGCUCUUCCGGACCUCCCCAGCAACACUCGCGUCCAUUGGCUGAAGGCUGAGGAAAAGGAGCUUGCGCUCGAGCGCAUGAGAAAGGCGGGCAAGCAUCUAGAAGAGCCGUUUACGAUUCAUGGCCUCAAACGCAUCCUGAAGAAGUGGCACUUCUGGGUGUACACGGCGUACUAUACCUUCUUCAUCUGCAGCGAGAACAUCGGGACCUACAUGAAUCUCUGGCUGAAGAGCCUGGACCGGUACUCGGUGUCGCAGAUCAACACGUACCCGACCGUCAUCAACGCCGUCACCAUCGUCACGACGCUGUGCUACGGGUGGGUCAGCGACGGGCUGCAGGUGCGGGCGCCCAUCGUCUACUUCUCGCUGGGCGUGUGCUUCUUUGCGGCUUGUAACCUGGCCGUGUGGGACGGCGUGCCGUUCGGGCUGAAGUGGGCGUCGUUCUACCUGACGGGCUUCGCGCAGGGCUCCGGCCCCGUCUUCCUGACCAUGGUCAACGAGCACUGCGCGGGCGACAGCCUCGAGCGCAAGUUCAUCCUCGGCACGACGAAUUCGGUCGCCUACGCCUUCAACGCGUGGAUCCCGCUCAUCACGUACAACACCAACUACGCGCCGCGCUUCCUGGUCGGAAACUCGGUGACGGUGGGAUUGAUCGUGUGCGCAGCGGCGACGCUGACGCUGGCGGUGUGGCUGCAGAGGAGAGACGGUGAAAUGGAGGGGAAAGAACGAGGUGCGACAAUGGUGGGAGAUGCGUAG
Messenger RNA from Lasiodiplodia theobromae, 1353 nucleotides. Its product is annotated as Pantothenate transporter. Bases 1 to 1353 code for a protein of 450 amino acids. Gene Ontology annotation, cellular component: membrane. Lineage: Eukaryota; Fungi; Ascomycota; Dothideomycetes; Botryosphaeriales; Botryosphaeriaceae. The transcript has 8 exons. The record is from RefSeq and is a predicted model, not a curated record. Gene Ontology annotation, molecular function: transmembrane transporter activity. Gene Ontology annotation, biological process: transmembrane transport.